AAUCUCGCCCUUAAGCAGGCGAAGCAAGGCUAUCUCCAGCAGGCCGAGAUAUGCUACCUCAGUGCCUGGGAAGCGUCGGCCCGACGCUUGGGCGGCGACCACUUCAUCACGCUGCGAAUUCUCGGCAGCCUGGCGCAGGCAAGGUGCUCUCUCGGGCGCGUGGACGAGGGGUGGCCCAUCCUGCAGCAAGUGCUCGCCAUGCAGCGCAACCUACUGGGACCCGACCACCCCGACACUCUGGUGACGCGCCACAAUCUUGCG
Lasiosphaeria miniovina is the source of this 261-nucleotide messenger RNA. RefSeq lists its product as uncharacterized. The annotation marks the transcript as partial. Lineage: Eukaryota; Fungi; Ascomycota; Sordariomycetes; Sordariales; Lasiosphaeriaceae. Gene Ontology annotation, molecular function: protein binding. The record is from RefSeq and is a predicted model, not a curated record. The transcript has a single exon.